Xyrauchen texanus (razorback sucker) is the source of this 3966-nucleotide messenger RNA. RefSeq names its product NACHT, LRR and PYD domains-containing protein 3-like. Gene Ontology annotation, molecular function: protein binding. The record is from RefSeq and is a predicted model, not a curated record. Bases 127 to 3966 code for a protein of 1279 amino acids. The transcript is spliced from 17 exons. Lineage: Eukaryota; Metazoa; Chordata; Actinopteri; Cypriniformes; Catostomidae.
CCUCUAUCCAGCUGUGUGUCUGUGAAGAGUGAUCAGUCAAAAGAUGAUGGACCAGUCUUCAGUGAGGAAACACCAUCAGCUACCAAAAGUGAAAGAGCAGAAUCACCAGUAUCCAAUGUUUUGUCUAUGAAGAGUGAUCAGUCAAAAGAUGAUGGAUCAAUCUUCAGUGAGGAAACACCAUCAGCUACCAAAAGGGUUCAACAUGAUACAUCAGACUCAAAGAUUCACAAAACGAGCAAGGACUUCAAACAAAAUCUCCUUUUGAUCUUCCAGGAACUUGAGAACAAAAUAAUCACAUUUCUGAAGAAUGAGCUGGAAAAGUGUAAGAAAAUAAUAAAAAAGGAAAACACACAAUUCUUUGUGAAGGAUCUUAAAGAGGCCAUGUACAAUAUCAGAGAAGCGGCUCUUGAUAUCACACUUUACUUCCUGAGAAGUAUGAAACAAGAUGAAUUUGCUGAUAUUCUAGAAGACGAGCUGGUCUUCAUUUAUCAACAAAAACUAAAAUCAAACCUGAAGAAGAAGUAUCAAUGUGUGCUUGAAGGAAUUGCAAAGCAUGGUGACUCCACACUUUUAAACAAGAUCUACACAGAUCUCUAUAUCACUCAGGGUAGUAAUGAACACGUUAACACUGAACAUGAGGUAAGACAGAUGGAGAAAGCUUCCAGGCAAACUGAAUCACCAGAGAUACAGAUUAAGUGCAAAAAUCUGUUUAAACAUCCUGAACAAAACAAGGAAAUAAGAACUGUAUUAACAAAAGGAGUUGCUGGUAUCGGAAAAUCCGUCUCUGUGCAAAAGUUUGUUCUGGACUGGGCCGAAGGAAAUGAAAAUCAGGAAAUCAGCUUAAUAUUUCCUCUUCCUCUCCGAGAGAUGAACUUGAAGGAGAAAGAUAGACAAAGUUUGAUGGACCUUAUCAGUCAGUUUUUCCCAGAGACAAAAGGUGUGAACCUCGCAAGAAAUUAUAAAUUCAACGUCCUCUUCAUCUUUGACGGAUUGGAUGAAUGUCGACUUCCUCUGAAGUUUGACGGUAAUGAGACUUGUCGUGAUGUCACAUCUCCAGCCUCUCUGGAUGUUCUUCUAACCAAUCUCAUCAAGGGAAAUCUUCUUCCUUCUGCUCACAUCUGGAUAACCACCAGACCAGCAGCAGCCAGUAAGAUUCCUCCUGAGUAUAUUGACCGGGUGACAGAGGUGCGAGGGUUCAGUGAUGAACAAAAGGAGGAGUACUUCAAGAAAAGAUUCACGGAUGUGAAUCUGUCCAACACAAUCAUUGAUCACAUUAAAAAAUCAAAGAGCCUCUUUAUCAUGUGCCACAUCCCAGUCUUCUGCUGGAUUUCAUCCACAGUUCUCCAGAACAUUUUGGAGAAAAAAAGAAAUAACAAGAACAAUCAGACUGAUGACGUCUCCAAAACACUGCAGGAAUCUGGUGCUGAUGAUGAAACUCCUAAGACUCUGACACAAAUGUACACACACUUUUUUCGCUUUCAGAUCCAGCAGAGCAGCCGAAAAUACAAUGGAAAAUAUUCCCCAGAUGUUUCCUGGGAUAAAGAGGCGAUCCGUUCUCUGGGAAAACUGGCAUUUCAUCAGCUGGAAAGAAACAACUUGAUCUUCUACAGUGCAGACCUGGAAAACUGUGGUAUUGACCCCUCCAAGGCAUCCAUGUACUCUGGGAUGUGCACUCAGAUCUUUAAGGAGGAAACAGGGAUUGUUCUUGGCACCAUGUACUGCUUUGUUCAUUUGAGCAUUCAAGAGUUUAUGGCGGCUCUUUAUGCUCAUCUGAUUCUGGACACAAACAAGAAAAGUGUGUUUUUCCAAGAUGGCACAGAACAAGAAAACAAAUGUCAAACAAUGAUUGAUUUGCUCAAGACUGCAGUGGACAAGGCACUCAUGAGUGACAAUGGACACCUGGACCUUUUCCUUCGCUUCCUUCUUGGUCUUUCACUAGAGUCCAAUCAGCCACUCUUACGAGGUCUGUUGACACAACAAGACAGCAAUGAGCAGAGCAAAACUGAAAUAGUUGAGUACAUCAAGCAGAAAUUUGAAUAUAAUGCAUCUCCAGAAAGAUCCAUCAAUCUGUUCUACUGUCUGAAUGAACUGAAUGACCAAACUCUGGUGAAGGAGAUUCAAAAUCACCUGAGAGAAGGAAGUCUCUCAUCUACUGACCUCUUACCUGCUCAGUGGUCAGCUCUGGCCUUUGUGCUUCUGACAUCAGAGGAGGAGCCGGAGGAGUUUGAUCUUCAGAAAUUCAAGAAAUCGGACGAGUGUCUCUGUAGAUUAGUGCAAGUUGUCAAAACCUCCAAAAGAGCUUUGCUAAAUGAUUGUGACCUAACAGACAAAAGCUGUUCAGCACUGUCUACAGUUCUCGGAUCAGAUACCAAUCUGAAAGAGCUGAACAUGAACAAUAAUAAUCUGCAGGAUUCAGGAGUGAAGCUGCUUUGUGCUGGACUGGAGAGUAAAAAAUGUAAAUUGGAGAAACUGAGGCUUUCGAACUGCAGUAUUACUGAAGAAGGAUAUAAAGCUCUGUCUUCAGCUCUUAGAUCAAACCAUUCACACCUGAUAGAGCUGGAUCUCAGAGGAAAUGACCCUGGAGAAUCAGGAGUGAAACUGCUCUAUGAUGUAUUACAGGAUUCAAACUGUAAACUGAAGUUGUUAAAAAGUCCUUCUGCAGAAGAAGCCCAUCAGUAUUUGAAUAUAAAUCUUGGUAAAAAUCCUUUACUCCUGAGAGAGUGGAAUCUGAACGGAUAUAAACUAGAAGACUCAAGAGUGAAGCAGAUCGCUGCUCUACUGGGGGAUAAACACUGUAAACUCAACAAACUUAUGUUAAGAGAGUGUGAUAUUACAGAUGAAGGUUGUUCUGCUUUGACUUCAGCUCUGAAUUCAAAUCCAUCACACCUGAGACAUCUGAACCUGAGUGGGAAUAAACUGGGAGAGUCAGGAAUUGGACACCUGUGUGAUUUACUGAGAAAUUCUCAAUUCCAGCUAGACAAUCUAGAGUUGUGUGAAUGCAGUAUUACAGAGAAUCAGUGUGGCAUCCUGACUUCAGCUCUGAAUUCAAAUCCAUCACACCUGAGACAUCUGAACCUGAAUGGAAAUAAACUAGGAGACUCAGGAGUUGGACACCUGUGUGAUCUACUGAGAAAUUCUCAAUUCCAGCUGGAAAAUCUAGAGUUGUGUGAAUGCAGAAUGACAGAGAAACAGUGUGGCAUCCUGACUUCAGCUCUGUGUUCAAAUCUUUCAAACCUGAGAGAACUUGACCUCAGUGGAAACACACUAAAGAACACAGGAGUGAAUCACAUAUGUGAUAUACUGAAUGAUUCAAACAGCAAACUGCAUAAAUUGAGAUUGUCAGACUGCAGUAUUACUGAAGAAGGAUAUAAAUCUCUGUCUUCAGCUCUGAAAUCAAACCCUUCACACCUUAUUGAGCUGGAUCUCAGUGGAAAUGACCCUGGAGAAUCAGGAGUGAAACUGCUCUGUGAUUUACUACAGGAUACAAACUGUAAAUUAAAUACUUUAAGGUUGUGUGAAUGCAAUAUUACAGAGAAACAGUGUGACAUCCUGACUUCAGCUCUGUGUUCAAAUCCAUCACACCUGAGAGAACUCGACCUCAGUGGAAAUAAACUAAAGAACACAGGAUUGAAUCACAUAUGUCAUCUACUGAAUGAUUCAAACAGCAAACUGGAGAAACUGAGUCUAUAUAAUUGUGGAAUCACAGAUGUUGCUUCUUUGGCUGAGGUGAAAACAGUGCGGUCUUUAAAGAAACUUGAUCUGAGAAAAAACAAAAUUAAUGCAUCAUCAGGGAAGCAGCUCUGUGAAGUGCUGAAAAACUCAGACUGUGAACUGGAACUAGACAGCGAAGAUGUUACAGAGGAAGAACGCUCUCAUCAGAGCACAGAUGUGUCCGAUCAGAAGGGGACUACAGUCAAACCUAAAGAGAAAGUGAUGCACAUUGCUGAAGUAAUGUUAGAGGAGUGA